AUCAAUUAUCAUAUCACAUGCUAAGUACGAUCCUGUCAAUUCAUUCAAUAACAAAAUCAACCAAUCAUGUGUUCCUCCAUUCAAAUCCAAAGAAUACAAGAAAACCCUAAAUCCACCGUGAACCACCACACCACCACCACCGUACGGAGGGUUCCACCGUCAGUUUACCUACCAGAACACAUCCACCACCACCACAUCCAUACAAUGACUCUCAACCAGUGUUCGUCGACAAUAGUCCAGACGAUCUCUGCUCCAGUAGAGACAGUCUGGUCUGUGGUUCGUCGCUUUGACGAACCACAUGCAUACAAGCACUUUCUCAAGAGCUGUGACGUCAUCGUCGGUGACGGUGACGUGGGUUCUGUGAGGGAGGUUCGGGUGGUAUCCGGGUUACCCGCGGGUUCCAGCUUGGAGAGGCUUGAGAUCUGUGAUGACGAACGGCAUGUUAUGAGCUUUAGCGUUGUUGGUGGGGACCACCGGCUGAAGAACUACCGGUCGGUUACGACGCUUCACUCUUCGCCGACAUGCCGCGUCACCACCGUAGUUGUGGAGUCUUAUGUUGUGGACGUGCCACCGGAGAAUACUAAGGAGGAAACGUGUGUGUUCGUGGAGACAAUCGUACGAUGUAACUUGAUGUCCCUUAAACAUAUUGCUCAAAGUUUAGCCCAGAAAUAAAACCAGUUUUAGUUUUUGUUGGUUAAAUCUUUAAGUAGAGUUAUUCUUAUAAUUUCUUUUUCAUGGGAUUUUUAUCACGUUGUUAUUUCAUGGUGUAAUAUUGUAAAAUAUUUUAGAUUACUCUCAUUAAAAUCCGGUUUUUUAUA
This is a messenger RNA of Helianthus annuus (common sunflower), 818 nucleotides long. RefSeq names its product abscisic acid receptor PYL4. NCBI's taxonomy places the organism in Eukaryota, Viridiplantae, Streptophyta, Magnoliopsida, Asterales, Asteraceae. Gene Ontology annotation, molecular function: abscisic acid binding; protein phosphatase inhibitor activity; signaling receptor activity. Bases 67 to 672 code for a protein of 201 amino acids. Gene Ontology annotation, biological process: abscisic acid-activated signaling pathway. The transcript has a single exon. The record is from RefSeq and is a predicted model, not a curated record. Gene Ontology annotation, cellular component: cytoplasm; nucleus.